Fundulus heteroclitus (mummichog) is the source of this 1927-nucleotide messenger RNA. It is a transcript of the gene aldh8a1, whose product is annotated as aldehyde dehydrogenase 8 family, member A1. The coding region runs from base 162 to 1634 and encodes 490 amino acids. Gene Ontology annotation, molecular function: retinal dehydrogenase (NAD+) activity. The transcript is spliced from 7 exons. NCBI's taxonomy places the organism in Eukaryota, Metazoa, Chordata, Actinopteri, Cyprinodontiformes, Fundulidae. The record is from RefSeq and is a predicted model, not a curated record. Gene Ontology annotation, biological process: retinoic acid metabolic process.
ACUCGUCACUAUCUGGUUGUGAGAGAGGAGGCUUGCUCUGUGGGAGGGUCAGUGCAAGACCCGCUUUACUUAAGUUUGCCUCAGAGGCUCCGGUCAGUAACAGCAGGUUGUAACUUUUGCAGUUUAUUUUGUUACUUUGGAGGUAUUCUUUGACUGCCAACAUGCCAAAAAGCCCGGAGCAGCGCUCUUACUUGGUUCUGGAGAACUACAUUGGAGGAAAGUUUGUAUCUUGUAGGAACCACAUCGACUCCUAUGACCCUUCCACCGGGGAGGUCUACUGCAAAGUACCGGACAGCGGCAAGGAGGAGGUGGACGCGGCAGUGGCAGCGGCGAGAGAAGCCUUCCCUGAUUGGUCAGCUCGUAGUCCCCAGCAGCGAGGAGAAGUCCUCAACAAGCUGGCCGAUCUGAUUGAAGCCAACAUGGAGGAGUUCAUUCAAGCUGAGUCCAAGGACCAAGGGAAAACUGUGACGUUUGCUCGGACCGUGGAUAUACCCCGGUCCGCGUACAACUUUCGCUUCUUCGCCUCGUCCGUGCUUCACCACACCACCGACUGCAGCCAGAUGGACCACAUGGGCUGCCUGAACUACACCGUGCGCUGUCCGGUGGGAGUGGCUGGCUUGAUCAGUCCCUGGAACCUCCCUCUCUACCUGCUGACGUGGAAAAUUGCGCCGGCGAUUGCCACGGGCAACACGGUGGUGGCCAAACCGAGCGAGAUGACCUCUGUGACCGCGUGGAUGAUGUGCAAGCUGAUGGGGCAAGCUGGUGUCCCUCCAGGUGUGGUUAACAUCGUGUUUGGCACCGGCCCGAGAGCGGGAGACGCCCUUGUUUCCCACCCAGAAGUCCCGCUGAUCUCCUUCACUGGCUCCUCUGCCACAGCCCGGCGCAUCACGGAGCGGAGCGCCCCCUACUGUAAGAAGCUCUCCCUGGAGUUGGGGGGUAAAAACCCAGCCAUUAUCUUUGCUGACGCAGACCUGGAGCAGUGCAUCGAGACGACCGUUCGCUCAAGCUUUUCCAAUCAGGGAGAGAUUUGCCUGUGCACCAGUAGAAUUUAUGUGGAGAGGAGCAUUUACUCUGAGUUUCUGGAAAGAUUUGUAGCUGCAGCUAGGAAGUGGAAGACCGGCGCUCCAUCUGACCCAAACAACCACAACGGCGCCCUCAUCAGCAAAGAGCAUCUGGAGAAGGUGCGCAGCUUCGUGGCACUUGCUAAAUCAGAAGGAGCCGUAAUCCACUGCGGUGAAGGAGUGGACUGCCUAGACCUUCCCGAGCCCAACAAGUCCGGCUACUUCAUGCCUCCUACGGUGAUCUCAGGCAUCUCUGACCGCUCCCGGGUCAUGCAGGAGGAGAUCUUCGGCCCAGUCACCUGCGUCUGCCCUUUUGACACGGAGGAUGAGGCAGUUGCCAGGGGAAACGGGGUCCGCUAUGGCCUGUCAGCCACCGUGUGGUCCAGGGACGUGGGAAGGGUUCACCGUUUGGCCCAGCGUCUGCAAGCUGGACUGGUGUGGACCAACUGCUGGUUGGUGAGAGAUCUGAAUCUGCCAUUUGGAGGAAUGAAGCACUCGGGUGUGGGCAGGGAGGGGGGGAAGGAUUCCUAUCACUUCUUCACGGAGGUGAAAAGCAUCACCAUCAAACACUGAUGAGCAUCGUUGUGUUUGACGCUAGCGCUGGCGAGAUGUGAUUCACACAAUCAUGGGAGAAAUAUGUCAUUCCUUAUCUUGGCAUGCAUUAUUUUUUUUUUUUGCCAGCAGCUGUGCAGAAUUUAAUUGAUGAAUUUGUCUUGCCCCAAAUCACGGAUUUCUAGAAACAAUCAAGCACCGUUGGUUGAAAAUUCAAGUGAAGCGAAAUACAGGCUGAAACUUCAGAAAUGAAUAAAGUAACACGUUAAUGUUAAAUUGAAUGCAAAUAAAGAAUAAUUCUGUCAUAUAAGGUG